AUGGACAACCCACAAAGCUCGUGGGCUGCACAGGCUCCCGCCCCGGACAAGUCCAGCGAGCUCUACAUAAGAGACCAUCCGCACCGAUCCAUCGCAAUAGUCUCGUCGUCGCACGCCCUGAUUCUUCGGUACAGCUCGGUCGCGAGCAGCGAAACACCUCAUAAUGGCUCGGUAACCUCGCUGCACUCGCUAAAGUCUCGUGGAGGCACCGAGCUGCAGACGGCCAAGUGCAUGGUGGAGUUUGCUGCCAUCUCGAGCCAGCUGAGCAAGCAUUAUCGUCCCUUGACCUCGACACCGGUGUAUGGCACUUUGGGGCUGAUAUCCGUCAACGGCCAAGUCUUUCUCUCCAUCAUCACUCGAGCCUUCAGGGCUGCCACCGUCCGACCAGGUGAAACCGUGGAAAGGAUAUCAGCGGUGGAGUUUUACUGCCUUAGCAGUGCAGAUUAUGACGACGUUGUACCUCUGGACACAGCCGAGCCCGAUUUCUCAGACGCCCUGUCGACGUACAGCACUCAGUCGGGGUAUGGGCAAAGUCUAGGUCGCCGAGACGUUGCCAUUGAACACCCAUGCCAUGAGCUGCGAAAGCUGCUCAGCAAUGGGUCUUUUUACUACAGCACUGACUUUGACUUGACGAAUAGACUGCAAGACAGAUAUAUCAACUCCAACUCCUUCGACAUUGACAACUUUGAUGACAACUAUCUGUGGAAUUCGUUCAUGAUCCGUCCCUUGCUUGAGUUUCGGUCCCGUCUCAUGCCGCAAGAAAGGGAAGCUCUUGACUUUUCUCGCAUUUUAACAUCCGCAACAAGAGGCUUCUGCAAAACAAUGGUCAUACCUCAAAGCGCGUCUCCCAUUCGGGAACCCAAGAAUGGAAUGCCGUCGUAUCUCAGUCUCAUUUCUCGUCUCUCUUGCCGUCGCGCGGGUACCCGAUUCAACUCCCGAGGCAUCGACGAUGAUGGACACGUGGCCAACUUUGUGGAAACGGAAACAAUAUUCAGCAGCCCAGGAGGCACGCUGUUCUCCUAUGUGCAAGUCCGCGGCUCUGUGCCUGUGUUUUGGGAACAAGCUGCAGACCUCCUACCUGGGCGUCAAAAGAUCACCGUCACCAGAUCACCCGAGGGAACUCAGCCUGCCUUCAAUAAGCACAUCGAAGAUCUAGAACAAGUGUAUGGAGCGGUCCACAUUAUCAACUUGCUGAGCGACACAAAGCCUGCAGAGGUUGAGCUGAGCACACUGUAUCGCAACGCCAUCGGCCACUGUCCCUACAGCCAGUCCAAAAGCGGCGAUGCGGAGCAUGCUUUACUGAGAGAUACUCACUACGAUUUCCACGCCGAGACCAAAGGACCGGCCGGGUACGAGGCAGCCAAGGAUAUUCGUCGACACAUAGCAAACUCCACCGACGGCUUCGAGUAUUUUCUUGCCGAGGAAUCAGACGACCCAGCCGAAAAGGCCAUUGACACCUAUCGCAAACGGAUGGUGGUGGUUUUGCAGCAAGAUGGCGUGUUCCGCACCAACUGCUUGGACUGCUUGGACCGAACCAAUCUCAUCCAAACGCUCAUCUCCCAGAUGGCCGUGGAAACGUUUCUUGUCGCUCACAAAAGCGACUACGCGGCGUCCGAUUUCUGGAUGCGGCACUCCAGCCUUUGGGCUGACAAUGGCGACUCCUUGUCAAAGAUAUAUGCUGGAACCGGAGCUCUCAAAUCGUCCUUUACCCGCCACGGCAAAAUGUCUCUGGCUGGUGCCAUGGCAGACGUGCGUAAAUCCGUGCAGCGCAUCUACCACAACAACUUCAUCGACCCUUCACGGCAGGUGACGAUUGACAUGCUCCUCGGCCGGCUGAUCGGGCAGGCUACGGUGCUCUUGUUCGACCCCAUCAGUGACUACGUCUCAGCGGAGCUGGCUAAGCGAAGCGAUGAGUUUACCAGGUCGGAAUGCACCACCAUAUGGACCGGCACCUUUAACCUCAAUGGUCGUACAGACGGAAUCGACCACGACCUGUCACCUUGGCUCUUCGGUCCCGGCAGCGGCGUGGAGCAACCUGACAUUUACGUCGUUGCCUUCCAGGAGAUUGUGGAACUGAGCCCUCAGCAAAUCAUGAACAGCGAUCCUUCCAGGAAGCACGUGUGGGAGGAAGCCGUGAAACGGACGUUGAACCACAGGCAGGCCACCCUGGGCGGAGACAGAUAUGUGCUCCUGAGGAGUGGGCAGCUGGUUGGAACUGCUCUGUGCAUCUUCGUCAAGAAGGCCCGGUUAAAGCUGAUCAAGAACGUUGAAGGAAGCGUGAAAAAGACUGGUCUCUCGGGAAUGGCUGGGAACAAGGGCGCGGUGGCUAUACGGUUUGACUACGCCAACGCGCACAUCUGCUUCGUGACGGCGCAUUUGGCGGCGGGAUUUUCCAAUUACGACGAAAGGAACAGGGACUACGCCACGAUUCAUCACGGCCUACGCUUUCAACGGAACAGAGGGAUCGAAGACCACGAUGCCAUCAUCUGGCUGGGGGACUUUAACUAUCGCAUCGGUUUGGGGCUGGAGAAGGCAAGAGCUUUGGUCAAGGCAAGAGAUCUGGCAACGUUGUACGAAAACGACCAACUCAACCUCCAGAUGGUUGCUGGCCUAGCCUUUCCGUUUUGCUCGGAAGCUCGAAUCAACUUUAUGCCAACGUACAAGUUUGACGUGGGAUCAGACAACUAUGACAGCUCUGAAAAGGCGCGAAUCCCCGCCUGGACAGAUCGCAUCUUGAGAAAAGGAUCAAACCUGAAACAGCUCUCGUACGACUCAGCCCCGCUCAGAUUUUCCGAUCACCGCCCCGUGUACGCGACUUUCGAGUGCAGGGUCAACAUCGUUGACGAGGAAAAGCGCGAAAACAUCAGCAAGGAGCUGUAUCAGCGGCGCAAAGCGGAUGUGGGAGAUUUGACCGCGCAUCUCGCAGAGGGCGAGGAGUCGGAAGACGAAGAGCUGAUUGAAUAUGACGCGAUUGAACCAAGCCUGCCGCCAGCCAGCUCUGAUCGGCAAAAGUGGUGGCUGCAUAACCGACAGCCAGCCCGAGCGCAGGUUGCAGUGCCUACCGGACGAGACGGCCUGCCGAUGGCGUUGAAUCCGCAGCGCCCUUCGAACCCAUUCGGACCAAGUGAAGAGCCCGACUGGGUAUCGGUGCCGAGAUGCUCUCCAGGCCUCUCUAGUUUAUCCAGCUCGCCUUACGAAAAGUUAUCGCCUCCAAAGGCGCUCGUCGUCGGACACGGGCAGGGAACAGGGCCAAGGAAACAGCUGCCGCCGCCGCCGCCGCAUGAUCCGUCCAAUCUGCCGGCACAGGCUGGACAACUGAAGCUGAGCCACGGGCAGAGCCGAAAUGGCCAGCCUGAUGUCGGCAAGACCUCCUCAUUCCCAGCAGCAAGAACAUCACCACCGCCACUUCCUCCGCCAAGACGACAACAAACAGCAGGUUCGAGGCCAAACGCAACGGAAGCAGAAUCGGCGUCAGCAGCAUUUCCCCGCGAGGUCGACCUGCCCAGGAGGCAGACACUACCACCACGGUCAACCAGCCCGCGGGAAGCCUUGGGAUCAACUCCAGCCAGGCAGCUGCCAGUGCCGCAAGUUUCACGGCGACCUGUCGGCAAAAGCGGCAAACCUCCCCCGCCGGUGGGCAAGAAACCAGCCUAUCUUGCGACGAGUUUGCCGGCAUUGCAGACAAUCAAUGGCGGCUCUGGGGCGGGCAGCUCUGCUCGCAGUCAAGAAGACUCGUCCACGUCGGCGCCUCCGCUGCCCGCGCGUUCGGCGUCUGGGGUGUCUCGAGCGAAUUUCCAGGCACCGCUGGGGACGAAGGCUGUUGGCAUUGCGCAGCAGCAGCAGCAGCAACAGCAGCAACAGCAGCAACAAGCGUCAUCUUGCUUGGGACGCUCGUCGGGACGCUCAUCAGUUGGCGGUGGCGGGUACUAA
This is a messenger RNA of Ustilaginoidea virens, 3930 nucleotides long. RefSeq lists its product as uncharacterized. NCBI's taxonomy places the organism in Eukaryota, Fungi, Ascomycota, Sordariomycetes, Hypocreales, Clavicipitaceae. The record is from RefSeq and is a predicted model, not a curated record. Gene Ontology annotation, cellular component: cytoplasm; membrane. Gene Ontology annotation, molecular function: phosphatidylinositol-4,5-bisphosphate 5-phosphatase activity; phosphatidylinositol-3,5-bisphosphate 5-phosphatase activity. Gene Ontology annotation, biological process: phosphatidylinositol dephosphorylation. The transcript is spliced from 4 exons. Bases 1 to 3930 code for a protein of 1309 amino acids.